AUGUUAGAUUGUGGUGGUUUUAUUGGAAAUAAAGAUAAUUAUGUUAAAUAUGGAUCGUCGUUAAUGGUCAAUGGACAAGAACAUUAUUGUGGAUUACUUAACACUAAGUGCGAUUAUUGCGAUUUUCUAAAUUUUUUAUUGGAAAAACCCACAGAUGGCAAAUUUAAGAAUUGCUGUCAUAAGGGUAAAGUUAAGAUACCAUCAAUCCGAUAUAUUCCUUUUUUACAAGACCUUUUAUCUAAUCCUAACAAUGAAUUUCAUUCAAACUUUAUGAAAUAUAUAAGAUCUUAUAAUAGUUCACUUGCGUUCGCAUCCAUAGGAGCACAGAUUUCUAAUAGUUUAAACACAGGCCCAUAUUGUUUUAGAGUUCAUGGGCAAAUUUAUCACCGAACAUCUCAUUUAUAUCCUUCCACUGGGAUGCCUCCUAAAUUUGCACAACUAUAUGUCCUUGAGACCACCCAGGCUGUUAAUGGCAGGUUACACAUGAAAGAAAAUUCUGGUUGCAAUGAGGAUCUCUUAAAAAGAUUAGAUAUUUUAAUAAGACAGAAUAACCCAUUUUCUAUUAGUUUUAAAACCUUGGGAGAAAUUAAGAAAGAAGAAAAAAAUAGGGCUAUUCAAGAAAAUCGUCCAGUUCAAAAAAUCAAUAUGAUUUUUCGUGCAGAUCGCUCAAGUGACAAGCGAAGAUAUAACAUUCCUAAUAUAGAUGAAGUAGCUAUUUUUACAAAUGAUGAUGGUGAACCCCCAUUUAAACGGGAUAUCAAGGUCUAUCCUCGAGUUGAUGGUAGUGAUCUGAUAAAUAUAAAUAUAUUAAGCCCUAAUCUUGAUCCAAUGGUAUAUCCUCUAUUAUUUCCUUUUGGUGACCCUGGUUGGAAACCAGAUUUAAAGGGUGAAGAUACAGGGCGUACAAGGGCAAAUAUCUCACUACUACAGUUUAAAAUAUUUAGAUUAGCAAUUCGUGAAAAUGAAUUCAACCCAAUCCUUUUUGCUGGGAAAAUAUCACAACAAUAUAUUGUUGAUUCCUAUUUACAGGUCGAGGCGAAUAAUUUAAAUUUUAUUAGACAAAAUCAGCCAAAAUUACGAGUAGAUGAAUAUUCUGGAUUAAUGGACUACUUGGAAACAAAGUCAAACAAUAUAAUUCCCGGCAAAGCAGUAAUAUUACCAUCAUCUUUUCAAGGUUCUCAAAGAAAUAUGCGAGAAUGCUAUCACGAUGCAAUGGCCAUUGUGCUCAAAUUUGGCAAACCUGAUUUGUUUAUUACUUUUACAUGCAAUCCUAAUUGGCGUGAAAUUAAGGAAAAUCUAUUUCCCGGGCAAAGUCCUACAGAUAUACCAGAUUUAAUAGCCCGUGUUUUUAAAUUGAAAUUAAAUGAAUUAUUGUUCGAUAUAAAUAAAAAAAAUUUAUUUGGUAAAUCUAUGGCUUUUAUAUAUACAAUCGAGUUCCAAAAAAGAGGUUUGCCUCAUGCCCAUAUACUUAUUAUUUUAAACGAUGAUAGCAAAAUUGAAACAUCUCAAGCUAUAGAUAAAUUUGUUUGUGCCGAAAUGCCAGAUAAAAUUCUCGAUCCUAAACUUUUUCAGAUUGUUACCCAUUUUAUGAUACAUGGUCCUUGCGGGAUAUUUAACCCCAAAUCGCCUUGCAUGGAAAAUGGCAUAUGUACCAAAAAAUUUCCGAAGGAUUUUCAAAUGGAAACAAGACCAAAUAUUGAUGGGUAUCCAUAUUAUAAGGCGAGAUAA
Gordionus sp. m RMFG-2023 is the source of this 1728-nucleotide messenger RNA. RefSeq lists its product as uncharacterized. The transcript is spliced from 2 exons. Bases 1 to 1728 code for a protein of 575 amino acids. NCBI's taxonomy places the organism in Eukaryota, Metazoa, Nematomorpha, Gordioida, Chordodea, Parachordodidae. The record is from RefSeq and is a predicted model, not a curated record.